Messenger RNA from Hyaloperonospora brassicae, 687 nucleotides. The record is from the annotation of a GenBank genome assembly. Lineage: Eukaryota; Oomycota; Peronosporomycetes; Peronosporales; Peronosporaceae.
AUGGCAUUGCCACCCAACGAGUCUCGGUCUCUUUCCUCUUACCUCGACUUCGACGAUGAUGUGGACUAUGGUAGUGAUACCAGUGUCCAUGGAGAUGACGGGAUAUCAUCCCACUCCGCUGUAACUGAGGCUCAUCCUCAUACAGCAUCGAUUCCGUUCGUUGAACGUGAUGAGAACAUCAUCACGAACCCGCUCGACGAGCAACAGCAGCUGAUCCGUCAGCGUGAGGAGCGUGCUCUACGUCGCCCUCAUACCCAGGCGGUUAUUCGAAACCGGAGUGGUUACGUGUUCUCAACACCAGGCGUGGAGCAACGCCUCCGUCAAACGGAAGGCCGUAGCCUUUCAACAUGGGCCACUGGCCCCGAGGCUACGUCGCCAGAAGAUAUCGCCUUUCGCAAGGCUCUAAAUGAGAGGUAUCUCGAUCCAGCCUUUACCACGCAAGGUCAGUACCUUGCACACCUUGAGAGUCUUUCUCGUGGUGUUUCGGUUCGACCGAUAAAGGGCGUGCCCAUCUUGUUGUUCGUUGGCGAACUGCCCGAGGAGGAGGACAAUGAGUUCAUCCGUUGGGUGUACCGCAAGCGGCAUCUUAGCAGUGUGCCAACGCUGCGGGCCAGCGCCGAUGUGGCUGACGUUCGUCUGGAACGGAAGCUCCGCUUCGAGUAUGCCAAGCUCAAGGCCAGAGGCUAG